This is a messenger RNA of Diabrotica virgifera virgifera (western corn rootworm), 8616 nucleotides long. RefSeq names its product protein O-mannosyl-transferase TMTC1-like. Gene Ontology annotation, biological process: protein O-linked glycosylation via mannose. Gene Ontology annotation, molecular function: mannosyltransferase activity; protein binding. The transcript is spliced from 6 exons. NCBI's taxonomy places the organism in Eukaryota, Metazoa, Arthropoda, Insecta, Coleoptera, Chrysomelidae. The record is from RefSeq and is a predicted model, not a curated record. Bases 14 to 898 code for a protein of 294 amino acids.
UAGGGCCGGUCUAAUGACACUUCCAUACAACGCCAAGAUGCAUUACAACUAUGCAAAUUUUCUGAGAGACUCUGCUAAACCCGAAUUAGCCAAAAGCCAUUAUCUGAAAGCUCUCAAGUUAUGGCCAACUUAUGCUAGCGCACACAACAAUCUUGGCACAUUGCUUAAUAACAGACAGGAAGCGGAACAACAUUUUCUGCUAGCAAUUAGAUAUUCCACGGAACACAUCAACGCCCACUACAACUUAGGGAGAUUGUACAGAAAGAGCAAUAAGUCGGCAGAGUCUGAACGCAUGUUAAGAAAAUGCAUUUUAUUGGAUCCCAGAUUUACUCCUGCGUACAUGGAACUUGCAAAACUUAGAGGACCUAAUGAUCAGAGUGUAAAUCAACUCUUGAAGCAAGCGGUCGACAUGAAUCCCACAGAUCCCUAUUUUACUACAAAUUUUGGACAUUGGUUGAUUAGGAAAGGUAAUUAUCGAGAGGCGCUCUGGCAUUAUUGGCGAUCUUUACAAAUUUCUCCAACUCACCAAGAGGCAAUACUAGGAGCAGCUAAGCUACUACAGAAAUUUGGACAAAAAGCUAGACUUUUUCAAUUAAUUACAAGAUGGCAAGUAAUAAAAAGAAAUGGUAAGAGUCAACUACCUCUUGGUCUUCAUCUUUAUUUACAAGGGUGGCACCUGAAAGGAGAAUUGAGCCAUAGAGCUAGAAUAUAUGAUGUUAAUCGACCAACGAAUACAACCAAAGACGCUCAUUUGAACCGAACUGCUUCCCCACGCGCCUCUGUUCAGAAGACCAAUAAUCCCACUAAAUCAGUAGGAAAUAACAGAUCCAGUUCAGAAACGCCUAACACAGACUCUUUGAGACCAUUAAUGGUUCAUCAUUUUUCGGAUAGUGUAUAAAACGAUACAAGUUCAAGUGUUGAUAGUAAUAAGAAGUUACACGAACGAAAGAGAUAAGCAGUAAUGUAAAAUAUUUAAAUUAUCAGUGUUUUAAACAUAAAUGUUUUAGAAAGAUGCUGUACGCUAAGAGGAGUUCAAUAUCUUUUCAGAGAUUGGUAGUUUUGAAGAUCAAUAUACAAAUAGACUCUUAAACCAUUAUAAAUGGAAAAAGUAUAUACAAAUAUAAUAAUAAAAACUGCAAAAAGCUACAAAGUGUCUGACUAUUUGAAAUGUAGAAAUCUUAAACUGGACAGGUCAAGAAGAUGAAUUGAUCAAAAUAGUAACAUAAGAUUACAAGAAAACUUGAAUAAUUCGGACAUAAUGAGAAGUAGUACUCGUAGAUACUUGAUAUUGCAGUUAGUACUCCACUAGAGGGGAAGAAUGAAAUCCUGUUGCUUCGAAAACAUGAAAUAUAAAGUUGACUGGCCUAUCAGCAGAUGAAUUUCUUACAUAUCACACAAGAUAGAGAAUCACAUGAACAAAUUGACAAUACCACUUCCUAAGAACAGAUCCGAUAUAAAGUGGAUGUUGAUGGUAAAGUAAUAAAAAAACAAUGACUUUUAGUUAUCUGGGGAUGGAGAUAUCCAAUGUGAAUAAUAUAGAAAAUAUAAUGAGGUUCCAAGCUGCAAAAGCUAAUAAAGCAAUAGGUGGCCUAAACAUAAUAUGAAGAAUACAUAAGUAGGUACUCUAAAGAAAUAAAAAUCUUAAUAUAGGCAUGCAAACUAAAGUAUAAAUGAAAAGAAUACAUCAUCAUCAUCAGAGCUUUUCAUUCCGAGUGGAAUGUUUUCCGCUCUUACUGAGAGCUCUCUGAUUCGCUUAUUGCUGUGAAUCAAUUCACAUUCCACUUGUAUGUUGUCAAAGUUUGUUGAAUGAUUUGGCUUUCGUUACAAUUUUCUUCCACUCAUUUCGAUAUGUGCAUAGUUCCCUCCAGUUUCUCACUUCCAGAAUUUUGAUAUCUCUCAUGACCUGGUCCCCCCAUCUUUCUCUGGGUCUUCCCCUUGGUCUUUCAGUUUCUGUUUUCCAUCUGGUGAUCUUCUUAAACAGUAGGUCGUUUUUCCUUCUCUCCAUGUGUCCCAGCCGUCUCAGCCUCUGUGCUUUAAUAAAUCUAACUAUAUGUUCUCCCUUCAUGAUGUCUCUUAGUUCAUGAUUCAUUCUUCUUCUCAUUUCUCCGUUGUCCAUUCUUAUCGGACCCAUAAUCCGUCUGAGGAUUUUCCUUUCAAAUAUUCUCAAUUUUUCUUCAUCUUUUUCCGUGAGGUACAUUGUCUCAGCUGCGUACGUAACUACAGGUCUGAUUGCAACUCUGUGUAUUUUCAGUUUUGUAUUUCUGGAUAAGUUUUUGUCCUUCAUAAGCCUAUGAUAUCUCCAGUAUGUUUUGUUGCCUGCUAGUAUUUGUUCCUUUACUUCUUCACUUCUCUUGUUUUGGCCAUUCACUAUUACUCCCAAAUAUUUCAAUUGUUGGAGUCUUUCAAAAGUGUAGUUUUCUAUUUUGAUUUCUCUCGUCCUGUUAUCUUCUCUUCUAGAGCAGAGUAGAUAUUUUGUUUUUCCUUCGUUAAUUUCUAGACCUCUUUUCUGUGCUUCUUUUGCCAGGAUUGUUACUGCUUCUUUUAAUUUUUCCUUAUCUCUUCCCAUAAGAACUAAAUCAUCGGCAUAUGCAACUAUAUGUGUUGAGGCGUGGGCUAUAGUUCCUUUAAUUUUUGCUGGCCUUGACUGUUCCUUCUUCUGCUAUGUUGACAAAUGAGGUUGACAGGGAAUAAUGAUGCAAUUGAUUUUGUGCUACCUUCUUCUGUUGUUACUUUAGCUCGAGAUCCAUCCAUGGUCGUUUUUGUUAAUCUGAUUAAUUUUGCUGUUAUAUCUUUAUUUUUCAUUUCAAUAAAUAAUUUAUUUCUUCCAAUAUAUUUAUGACAAAGAAAAGAAUACAAUUAUGACAAAAUAGUAGGUACACUACAAAAGCAAGCAUUGACACAAGUAGAAUAAAACAAAUAACGAAACAAGAGAGAUAAGAAGACUAACAGGAAUUAAAACAUUAGAAAUCAGUUUCAAAAUAAUCUCGUUUACACAUAGAUACAAAAAAGAAAUCAGAAUUAAAUAAGCAUAUUAACAGAAUAUCUCAAAACACAAUAGUAGCAAUAUCUUGGGACAAAUGGCCAAUAGGGUGGAACAUGAAGCUAUAUGAUAUUAACAUGCACUUUUCCUUUAAGGAAAAAUGAAUAUAAAGAAUACAUCAAUAGGAAAAUAAAAAAAAAAUCAUUAGAGGAAAAAUUAAAAUAGGGAUACAAAUAAUUAUAUCAUUUAACAAUAAUAUAUUCACUGAGUCCUUUAUGGUUCAACCUGAUGUAUGAACUAUAAUAAAAAAGUAAGAACUAAAAAGGAUACAAAAUAGGAUAAAAACAACUUAAAUACUCUCCCAUGCAGACCAUGCAAUACUAAUCUCUCAAAGUGGAGAUGAUAUACAAGGUAUGCUGCAGCAACUUAUUAUAACCGCAAGAAAAUUUAACCUGUAAAUUUUACUAAAAAAAAAAGAUGGAGUGACAACCUUCCGUAGAGGUAUCAACCCGUGAAUUAACAAGCAUAAUUGCUUAUAAAGAGAAAGAAGAAGAAUUUUCCCAAAAAAAGACGAAGUGUCUGGUUAUAACAGCAAAUCUUCUAAUAUCUAAAAUACAGCUGAAAGGUCAGAUAAUAGAACAAGUGAUGGAGUUCAAAUGUAUCUAGGCAUCAUACUAUCUAGCUACGGAAAGUUCGAAACAGAAAUGGAAGAUCAAGCGACUAGAACAAACAGAGCCGCAGGUUGCCUGAAUUAAACAAUAUGAAGAAAUAUAAAUAUCGGAAAAGAAAUUAAAAUAAUGACAUACGCGUAGAAACACAGAGACGCCAAAAAGAAUGCUACAAAAAUAACAGAGAUGAAAACCCUUCGAAAAAUCGGUGGUAAGACUAUGAAACAGAGCUAGAAGUACAGAUAUACGACGGAGCGACAAGGUGGAGGACAUUAAUAACUGGGUAAGAAAUAGAAGAGUAAAAGCCGAAUGACCCCUUAAGCCUAAUAAAAACAAAUACAGUAGUAAAAAAGCGAAAGAUGGUUUCCCAAUAGGAAGACGAUCAGUGGGAAGACCACGAAAACGAUGGAACGACAACUUACUAAUGGCAUAUAAAAAACAGACAGAGUCAUAUCUGCACACAAAGAAGAAGAAAAAGAACAAGAAUAAAGAAACAAGAUAAAUUUUAAAUAAACUACCAUGCUCUCUAAAUAUUUUCGAGAACAUAAGAAAAAACACUUUUCUUUUAUCCUUUCAUCAAACUGGAUAAAAAUCGAUCGACUGACCUCUCUUUCGUUCAUGUAAUGUAAAACUAAACGAUUGUGAUUAGUUUUGUAAAAUAAUUUACAGUAUUAGUAUUCAAUAAGACACAAAUGUAGUUUUAAAAUCAUCACAAGGUUUAGUUUCCGUAUCGCAUUAGCAAAUUUACUAUUUUGUACUCGAUUUAUAAAACUUUUAACAUGAAUUGCUGAUGAUUUAUGGUUUUUAAGUAUUUUAAAGUAUAAAAGGCAUAAAUAUUUUUAUAAAGUAUUAAAUAAACUGAUAUGCAUUCACUAAGGGUGAGUGUAAAAGGCAAAUUUAAAAUAAAUGUAUCGAUAAUAAAAGAACGAAUACACAUGUGGAGUCAAGUAGGGUAGUAUGAAGUUGUGACUGUUGUAAUGGGUAUAGACAGAUAAUAUGUAGCUACAUCCGGCGAGAUAUAAUUAAAACGUAAACUCAAUUUUGAUCUACGGUUUUAAGUUGAAAUUUUCAGGUUAGUUAGGUAGGUGGAUAGAUGAGAUGGAUUGCUACAAUUGUUGAUAACCCUAAAAAAAUUAAGUGUAGUGAUCUAUCAUAGUGAUCUAUGCACCAGCUGCUGAUAAGAAAAAAAAAGGUAAAAACCUUUAGACUAAACUUGAAAUGAUGUAUCAUCUAAAAAAGUCUAAAGACAUGAUUGGCAAUCAUAGUAGAUUUUAUCGCAAAAUUCACGAAGGCAUUUUUGGGUCUUGAAGAACUUAAGGGACACUAAAUGCAGGCAAACAAGGUCACCCUGUCAGGGCACACAAAUAAAGACCUGUUGCUCGGUACGGAAGAGAUAUGAGGGUGUUCUGUAGACAAGAUAUUGAGAAAAAAUUAAUGUAACCUAAAAAUAACGGAAAAUGAAGGAAUGGCAGUUAAGUAUUGGUAACCAUACAAAUAUUUAAACGGUCUAUUGGGAAACCUAAUUAAUAAUAGAAAAUAGUAUACUUUCAAACGGAGAAGGACAUUUAUUGAACUGCUUGUGCAAUAAAACAGUGUUCAUCAAAGGAAGGAAAAAAACUACAGCUUUUUAUUUGUCAACUGACAUUACAAAAUAUAGUUAGAGGGAUUGCUUCUUCUGUGUGCACUUAUAGUAUGAUACUUAGAAGGUAAGAAAACUUAAAAUGGAAACAUCUUACUUUACCCGUCGCGUCGGAAGGAAACCAAAAUUGUCGAAACCAUGUGGUUGCACUGUUUUGUCGUUUUAGAGACUAUUUUUAGACUACCAAUGGAUUCGUAUGUGGAUGUUGGUGUCUCCUACCUAGAAAAUUCCUUUUUGAAGAUACACUCUGAGCCCGAAAUGAUUUUAAUAAGGAAUAUAAUAAAAUAAAAGAUGCUAAAAUUAUUUAAAAUAAAAAUAAGAAAGGUUUAUGUAAAUACGUAUGUUAAAAGACCCUGACACAAAAAUGAGGGUCCAAGCCACGUUAAACGAGCAAGUGACUGCAAUUAAAGACACAUCGAACGAAGAACAAAUGAUCAAACAGAUGACCGAAUUAGGUCAAAAUGUAAAGGAUGGAUACUUAAAGGCAGAUAAAUUAACCAAGAAGAAAUCAUGGAUGACAGAUGAGAUCCUGAAAUUAAUGGACGAAAGAAGAAAUACCAAAAAUGACCCCGACACAUACAAAACAAUCAAUAUAUCAAUAAGAAGGAAAACUAGAGAAGCGAAAGAAAAAGAAGCAAUGAAGAGAUGCCAAGAAAUUGAGAUUCUACAAUCAAAGUACGAUAGUCACAAUGUAAAUGUACAUAGGAAAGUUAAAUAACUCACAGAUGGACUAAGACGGAGACAGAGAGGAAAUCUAACUGAUUCUGACGGAAACAUCAUCGUAGAUAAACAAAGUAAAAUUAGAACGUGGAAAGAAUAUCUAGAAAAACUAUUUGAAGACCAAAGAGGUAACACAUUUGAAUUAGAAAAAGAGGUAAAUGAUGGACCAAGAAUAUUACAGCAGGAAGUUUAUUCUGCCAUAACACAGCUAAAGAUUUGUAAAGCAGCAGGUCCGGAUAAUAUACAAGCAGAACUACUCAAACUGAUGAACAACGAAUCAAUAGCAAUAGUCACAAAGAUAUUCAACAACAUAUACAACUUUGGACAAAUACCAACAGAAUGGCUGAAGUCUGAGUUUAUUGCGCUUCCAAAAAAACCAGGAGCCAAAAAGUGCGAAGAAUACCGUACGAUUAGCCUGAUGAGUCAUCUCCUAAAAUUGUUCUUAAAGAUAAUCCAUACGAGAAUUUACAAGCUAUGUGAAAGUCAAAUUUCGCCCAACCAGUUCGGGUUCAUAAAUGCUCUUGGUACGAGAGAGGCUUUGUUUUCAAUACAAGUCUUAUUCCAGAGAUGCAGAGACGUAAAUUGCGGCGUAUACGCAUUUCCGGUUGAUUACGAGAAGGCGUUGGAUCGAGUACAAUACGCCAAGAUGAUGCAAAUAUUAAAAGAAGCAGGAAUUAACAACCAAGAUCUGAAAAUAAUUAGAAACCUUUACUGGAAUCAGACUGCAAACCUCAGAAUUGACGGUGAACUCACCGAAUAUGUCAAAAUCAUGCGUGGAGUGAGCCAAGUCUGCAUUUUGUCUCCCGUAAUUUUCAAACUUUACUCUAAAAGAAUAUUUAUCGAAGCUUUGCACGAAACUGAAAAAGGUAUUCUACUAAUUGGGUACCGGCUAAAUAAUACCAGGUAUGCACAUGACACCAUAGUAUUUGCGGACAACCUAGAAGACCUACAAGUCCUCAUGGACAAAAUCACGUAUUACAGUCAACAAUAUGCACUCAAUAUAAACGUGAAGAAAACAAAAUUUAUGAUCGUUAGCAAGAAAAAGAUAACAGAAGGUCAACUCUAUAUCAACCAAACCCCUGUAGAAAGAGUGGGGCACUACCACUACCUCGGCACCAUAAUAAAUGAAGAAUGGACCAACAAUCAAGAAAUAAGAGCGCGCAUCGGAAAAGCUAGAUCAAUCUUCAACCAUAUGGGGGCGAUUUUCAAGAUCCACAACCUUUCUCUUGGUAUAAAAGUAAGAAUUCUGAGAUGUUACGUCUUCUCUGCGUUUUUUAUGGUGUUGAAUCAUGGACCUUGAACGAGGAUAUGUGCCGAAAAUUGGAAGCAUUUGAGAUGUGGCUAUAUCGGAGAAUUCUUAAAAUCCCAUGGACAGAUCGGGUCACAAAUGAGGAGGUUCUUAAAAGAAUGGGGAAAACCGAGAAGUACUGACCACCAUCAAAUCUCGAAAGUUGGAAUUCUUUGGACACAUUAUGCGAAAUGAAUCCAGAUAUGCCCUCCUACAAGCCAUCCUGCAAGGAAAAAUAUUUGGAAAGCGAGGUCCAGGAAGAAGAAGAACAUCUUGGUUAAAGAACCUCAUAACCUGGUUCAACACAACAUCUGUGCAUCUUUUCCGCAUUGCUGCAGAUAAAGUGAAGAUGGCCAUGAUGAUCGCCAACAUUCGUCACGGAUAGGCACAUCAAGAUGAAUGUAAAAUGAAAAGUAGUGAUGGUGUGUUAUUCACAACGUACGACAAAGUGACUUGUUUCUCCCACCCACAAAACGAGUGAAAGGGUUUAGAAAAUUGCCACCAAGAAGCUUACUGACUUCGUUACCUUUCGAGUCGUUGGGAAACUCUCUACAAUCAUAUUGAUAUAAUAUCACGAAUGAUAGUUACGGCCCGCCAAAGCUAGUAGAGCAAUUUUAAAUAAUGCUGUUAGAAAUAUUAGACGGAUUAAACGGCUACAACGACCUCAGUGCACUUUCAUGUGUCAAACAGUGACACGUAGUCCAGUAGGCAUAUUAUAUAUAAUACAUGCCAACGACUUGUAGGACACUUUACUCGUCCUCCCGCACGACCGCAAAGGGUUAAAGCCUACAUACAAGCAGGAAGAAGAAGAAGAAGUUUUGUUAUUUGGCAUUUUUAGAGGGUGUUUUGACAUUAAAAUUCCACGCUUGUCAAACUGAUUGGCGAGUUCGUGAUAGAGUGAGUAAUAGAAGGAAAUAUAGUGUCCCGUCUGCCCUCGGAAACCUAACUAAUAGCCAUUCGGGGUCGGAAGAAACAAGAGUUAGCCAAGAGAGGCUGAUCGGAAAGAUUAAAGACAUUUCACUAAAGACAAGUUGAAAAAGAGUAAAGUAUGAAGGCACUUAGGAGCCGCCAGGUGCGUUUCAUAAGGGUAUGAGUAUUGAUAUACUUUGUGUUCCCGCUCAUACACCGGGGUGUUGACUACAGACUGUAGGGCUCGUCCAGCAUGCCAUAGCAUGGAGGAUAGGGUGUUCGUCAUUUUUUUUAUAAUGUAGACACCCCAGGCUCCAUGGUCUGAUCACAGAUGAGGUGGACGGACGACGUUUGGAGAAAGGGAAAAGGAAAAAAAAACCCUGAAAAGGAGAAACCCAGGAAAGGACUGGAU